GGUGCCCAGGGCCCAAACAAGUUCAUUCUUCUGAGUGGGAGUGGCAACAAGUGGGACUAUGGAGCUGAUCCUCAGUCUGCUGCUGAAGCGGCUGCUACAAGGAGUACAGAAGGACAUACAGUCAAAGCUGAAGCUACACGCAGUUUCCCAGUGAAUAAGGAUGUAAACUGCGGUCCCUUUGACGACAGCCUUACCGACCUUAAGUGGUUGGGUAGGAUGAGCACAUGUGCCUUGGAGCCAAACUCUACAAAGCAGCUCAGCAGCAAGGAGAACCAGAACUCUUUACAGACUUUUGAGGCACACAAUACACAUACCGGUGCAGAAGCUCCUCAGCAACCCAUUUCAGAGAGGCCACCAUACUCCUACAUGGCCAUGAUCCAGUUUGCUAUCAAUAGCAGAAAGAACAGGAGGAUGACCCUCAAAGAGAUUUGCAUGUGGAUUGAGAACAACUUCCCUUACUAUAGAGAUGUGGCCAAACCAGGCUGGAAGAAUUCCAUCCGCCAUAACCUCUCUGUGCAUGACAUGUUCAUUCGUGAAACGUCUCCAGAUGGUAAAAAGUCUUUCUGGACUAUCCGACCUGAAGCCAAUCGAUGCCUCACACUUGAUCAUGUGUACAAGGUGAGUGCAGCUGACUCGUUGCUUUUACAUCGGUGA
Messenger RNA from Pundamilia nyererei, 654 nucleotides. Its product is annotated as forkhead box protein M1-like. The record is from RefSeq and is a predicted model, not a curated record. Gene Ontology annotation, biological process: regulation of cell population proliferation; regulation of transcription by RNA polymerase II; G2/M transition of mitotic cell cycle. Gene Ontology annotation, cellular component: nucleus. Gene Ontology annotation, molecular function: RNA polymerase II transcription regulatory region sequence-specific DNA binding; DNA-binding transcription factor activity. Lineage: Eukaryota; Metazoa; Chordata; Actinopteri; Cichliformes; Cichlidae. The transcript has 4 exons. Bases 217 to 654 code for a protein of 145 amino acids.